GAAUUUGUGGAGCCAUUGCUGUGAUCAUCUUCGGAGCUUACGGAGAUGCCCGUUUCUGGAUGCCAAACUGGGAGCACAAUAACAUGGGAUGGUCGUACUGGUUUGCAGUCAUCGGUUCUGUCUCAUCGUUUAUUGGUGGAAUUUGUUUUCUCGUCGAGGCACGAAAACAUUCAAUAAAGCAUAAGAAAUUCCGACAAGCAUCGUCCGACUACAACAUGGACGAACGUCGAACUUACAGUUAG
This is a messenger RNA of Ilex paraguariensis (yerba mate), 242 nucleotides long. The record is from the annotation of a GenBank genome assembly. Lineage: Eukaryota; Viridiplantae; Streptophyta; Magnoliopsida; Aquifoliales; Aquifoliaceae.